This is a messenger RNA of Dendrobium catenatum, 4330 nucleotides long. RefSeq names its product probable histidine kinase 6. The transcript has 11 exons. Gene Ontology annotation, biological process: phosphorelay signal transduction system; phosphorylation. Gene Ontology annotation, molecular function: phosphorelay sensor kinase activity. The coding region runs from base 903 to 3836 and encodes 977 amino acids. NCBI's taxonomy places the organism in Eukaryota, Viridiplantae, Streptophyta, Magnoliopsida, Asparagales, Orchidaceae. The record is from RefSeq and is a predicted model, not a curated record.
UCGCUGUCGAAAAGAUCUCGGGGAGCGAUUUCUUUUGGGCUCAUCUGCAGCGUCUCGUACCUGAGACGAAGCCCUAACCCUAAAUUCUCGGUGCUGAUUCAACCGUCUUUUCAGCCUGUUGUUUCUCCGGCGAAGUUGAGAGCUGAUUAGGCAGCUGUUGGCUAACAUUUGUGAUUUGGUUCGACGAGCUGAAACCAGAAAGAUAUCAGCUUUUGCUAGUUUAUAUCUGCUUCCUGUAUUGUUUGCUUUUUGUUGUUUCGAUCCAUUUGUGUGAGGGAGGUGGGAAAGAGUUCGUCGUGAUCAGAAAAUAUUUGAUGUGAUAAAGGUGGAAGAAGGGGGACAAGAGGAGGGGGAAUAACAGAAUACUGGAAGGAAAAAUUGUUUAAUGACAGCGUAUCUUAAAAUAUCAAGGUUUAUUAUUUAGUUGCUUCGGGAAGAGAAAGUUGUGAGAAUAUUUCCCUAGCUACAUACACUGCACGAGAGGUGUGGCAGAUAUCAUCAGUUGACGAGCACUUCCUCUGUUUCUUCCUCGACUCUCUCUUUCUCGUCCGUCUUCUUCUAAUCGAUUCCUCUGUUUUGGUCCAUCGUGCUUCUCUACACUGACCAAGUUGUCUUUUUGGGGAAAAAAAAUCUAAUUUGUGGAAGGGGGAAAGGGGUUCUGCUUGUUUCAUUGCUUCCAUCUUUUGCUAUUGGAGUUUGUGAGAUUUCCCUUCUUUUGAGAAGCCUUUCGCCCACGCUCUGUAAUCCUCGCUUUCCUAUUUUAUUCUAUCUUUUUUCUCAUCUCGCACACAGGCCAAUGCGGCUGGGAACAACAAGAGUGGGGAAGAGAGGAAGGUGAACAACACAUAUAUUAAUAAAUAACAGAAGAAUUAGUGGGAAUUGGCGUUGAGAGUUCUUGGGCCAUGGGAACGGAGAUGCCUGUGGCGAGGCAACGAUGGUGGCAGACAUGGACGGCAUGGAUUUUGUGGAUGCUGCUGAUGGUGUCUGUUUGGGUGGCAAUUCAUUGGUACAAUCUAGAAUCGACCAUGAGGACGGCUGAGGAGGCCUUGGUCAAUAUGUGCGAUGAGAGGGCGAGAAUGCUUCAGGACCAGUUCGCUGUCAGUGUUAACCAUGUCCACGCCCUAGCUGUUCUCAUCUCCACCUUCCAUUACCAGAAGAAUCCGAGCGCCAUGGAUCAAGAUACAUUUGCAUUUUACACUGGAAUGACUGCAUUUGAGCGGCCACUUCUGAGUGGUGUGGCAUAUGCACAGCGAGUCCUUCAUUCUGAUAGAGGAAAUUUUGAGAGUCAACAAGGUUGGACCAUCAAGACCAUGAAACGGGAACCUUCACCUGAGCAAGAUGAAUAUGCACCUGUUAUUUUUUCCCAGGAAACUGUUUCAUAUCUUGAGGUCCUGGACAUGAUGUCUGGAGAGGAAGAUCGCGAGAAUAUCUUGAGGGCUAGAGCUACUGGCAAAGCUGUUCUUACAAACCCUUUUAGGUUACUGGAGUCGAAUCAUCUUGGUGUAGUUCUCACAUUUCCCGUCUAUCGAAUGGGAAUUCCUGCAGAUGCAACCAUUGAAGAUCGUGUAGAAGCUACAGCUGGAUAUCUUGGUGGAGCUUUUGAUGUUGAGUCACUUGUGGAAAAUUUGUUGAAGAAACUUGCUGGUAAUCAGGAUAUAGUAGUAAAUGUGCAUGAUGUUACCAAUAUUUCUGAUCCCUUGAUUAUGUAUGGAGCCCAAAAUUCAGAAGGUUAUAAACCGUUGUCUCGUGUGAGUAUGCUAGAUUUUGGCGAUCCAUUCAGAAAGCACCAAAUGGUGUGCCGUUAUAGCCAGAAGCCUCCCAUCCCAUGGUCAGCAAUCACCUCCCCUUCUGGUAUGGUUGUGAUCUUAAUGUUAGUAGCCUAUAUAUUGUAUGCUGCUCAGAAGCGCUAUGUUAUGGUUAUGGAGGAUUGUCGAAAGAUGGAAGAGCUUAAAGUUCAAGCUGAAGCCGCUGAUGUAGCAAAGUCUCAGUUUCUUGCAACUGUUUCUCAUGAGAUCAGAACACCCAUGAAUGGUGUCCUUGGUAUGUUGGAUAUGCUUUUAGAUACGGAUUUGAAUUUAACUCAAAAAGAUUAUGCCCAAACUGCUCAAGUGUGUGGGAAAGCAUUAAUAGCAUUGAUCAAUGAGGUUCUUGAUCGGGCGAAAAUUGAAGCUGGCAAGUUAGAGAUUGAAUCCGUACCAUUUGACCUACGCUCCAUUCUUGACGAUGUCCUCUCUUUGUUUUCUGCAAAAUCGAGGGAGAAGGGAAUUGAGCUUGCUGCAUUUGUCUCGGAUAAUGUUCCUCAAGUCCUAACUGGUGAUCCAGGGAGAUUUCGGCAAAUAAUUACAAAUCUUGUUGGAAAUUCAGUAAAGUUUACAGAUCGUGGUCACAUAUUCAUCCAAGUUCAUUUGGCUGAGCAUCCUAAUAUGCCAAUUGAGGGCAUGGUGUGCCCCAGCACAAAUGGAAAGGUAGAUGAACUUGAGGUAAUGUCCGGUGGCACAGCAUUCAAUACUUUAAGUGGAUAUAAAGCAGCUGAUAAUAGGAACAGCUGGGAGAAUUUCAAGCUAUUACUUUCAAAUGAAGCAUCUCUUGCUGCAGUCUCUCUGAAUGGACGGCCAUGCGAAAAGAAUCCUGAAAGUGUUACUUUGAUUGUAAGUGUAGAGGAUACUGGGAUAGGAAUCCCAUUACAUGCCCAAGAACGUGUUUUCACUCCUUUCAUGCAGGCCGACAGCUCAACAUCCAGAAAUUAUGGUGGAACUGGUAUUGGCUUAAGCAUAAGUAAAUGCCUAGUUGAACUAAUGGGUGGACGAAUCAAUUUCAUAAGCAAACCCAAUGUUGGAAGUACAUUUACCUUUUCUGCUGUCCUCCAACGAUGUACUGUAAAUGCAGGAGGUGAUCCAAAGAGAUCUCUAUCAGAGGAUUUACCUACCUGUUUCAAAGGAAUCAAAGCACUUUUAGUUGAUGAAAGGUCUGUCAGAAGUGCUGUGACAAAGUAUCAUCUCCAUAGACUUGGCAUUAGUGUUGAAAUUGCAAAAAAUACCAAGAUGGCUCUUAGUACUUUAAAUCGACAAAAUGGUUGCUCGAGGAACGGGAAAUUGCCGAAGGUUUUGUUUAUUGAAAAAGAUUCUUGGAACAAUAGUGAUGUUUGCUUGCUUAACCAUUUUCUUGAGCGGAAGCAAGCAGACCAUAUACAUGAAGUGCCUAAGGUGAUUCUUUUGGGAAUCUCUGAAUGUGAUAAAGCAAAGGGUGAAUCUCUUGUGGAUAUUGUCUUUGUAAAGCCUCUAAGAGCUAGCACAGUGGCAGUAUGCCUUCAGCAAGUACUUGGAAUGGAUAACCAGCCGAGAAAAGAAUUACCUAAGGGUGCUGUUUUCCUUCGCAGCCUCCUAACGGGGAAGAAUAUAUUAGUGGUUGAUGAUAAUAAGGUAAAUCUUAGAGUGGCUGCCGCCGCUCUAAAAAAAUACGGAGCUAAAGUUGAGUGCGCUGAAAGCGGUAAAGAAGCUCUUUCACUACUUCCAUUGUCUCACGAAUUCGAUGCCUGUUUCAUGGAUGUCCAGAUGCCAGAGAUGGAUGGAUUCGAGGCGACCCGGCAAAUUCGAUUGAUGGAAAAUGAAGCCAAUGAGCUAGCCAAAUUGCGACGAGUACAGUCCAAUGACUCUGAUAUAGUGCCUUCUCAGUGGCACCUGCCAAUUCUAGCCAUGACGGCUGAUGUCAUUCAGGCAACUUAUGAAGAGUGUAUGAAAUGUGGAAUGGAUGGUUAUGUUUCCAAACCCUUUGAUGAAGAGCAAUUAUAUCAAGCUGUAGCCAAGUUUGUGGCCUCAAAACCUUUGCAAGGCUCUUGAUUAACGGCUAUAUUUGAAUAGCACUUCCAGCUUCAAGUUGCUCAGCCACUUCCAUCCCAGAUAUCAAAAUAUGUCAAUCUGGAGAAGAAGAAAAGAAUCCUUAUUUUCCUGCACGGCAAAUUGGUCAAGAGUUUUCUCCAGUUUCUACAAGGAGAGCAGGAAGAUUGGCUGGAACCAGUGUAAAUUUAACGCUAGUUUGAGCAGGUGGUGCACUGUACAUGUUGUGUUAGUUUAUUCUUAUUCUUCUUCUUCUUCCUGUUGUGCUGGUCUGGUGUAUAUUGUAAAUUUUACUCUAUUGGUAAACGUUAUCCAUUCUUGGGAAAGUAGAUUAGUAAAAUGUUGCAGGUUUUUGUGGAGCCAUCAACUAGUUCUCUUAAUAUGAGUUUUCUUGUUUAAUUACCUCCAGAUUUCUUCUUCCAGUCCUUGUAAAUCCUUACAAUAUGUUCAUUUCUUAGGGUAAUAUACAUUAUAAUUUGCAGAGAUUACUGAGGAUA